Megalopta genalis is the source of this 6364-nucleotide messenger RNA. The record is from RefSeq and is a predicted model, not a curated record. Lineage: Eukaryota; Metazoa; Arthropoda; Insecta; Hymenoptera; Halictidae.
UGUUCUAUACAUAAUUGCUUUGUUUUAACCUCUUUCCUUCAAUCUUUUGUAUUUCUAAGUGACAAUUUUCAUCUGUUAAUCUCGAGUGUUAAGAUAAUUUGUGACAGUUAUCUAAACAAAUAUUGCCGUCAGUCGGAAAUGUAACUGAAUUACGGAAUUGUACAGUUUGUAUACAUACAACUGCAUCUGCAUGUCAAACUGCUGGAUGCAUUUUGUGCGUGGUACUUGGCACUUCCACUUCGUACACAUUUGUGUAGUCUAUUGUAGAAUGAUUAUUACGGGUGUACAAUAUGUCUAAUUUAAAGUGUUCGAGACUGAUAAUUUUAUUAAAUGACAGAAACGUAGUAACGUGAAAAUAUAGACAGUGAUAACAGGAUUUGGCAAAAGAACGUUUGGUGCAUUGAAUGAAUGUCCAUUUCCAUGUAAUUAUACAUACCUGUGAUUCAUAAUGAGGAUAUAACCCAUUCAUCAACUAGUUACAUUCAUCGAAGAAAGAAAGAAAUACUUUUAUAUUUAAAUAAAGCUCCUAUCAAUGGUAAACUUAAUGACUAUAGAGAUAAUUUGAUUGUCAAGGUUCCAUAGUUGAUAUAUAUUCUGUCCUAUAAUACCAUGAACUGAUUCAUACAUCAAUUCUUAUUAUCAAUUCAUAGUACUUUUAUGUACUUUCAAUGGCAGUGGAUAACUGGUUGAUUUGUAUGCAGAAAGCAUAGGUAUAUUUGUAUGCAAAGCAAUGUUAUUGAUUGUUCGCAGUGAAGCGUUUCAUUAAACAAGACCAUUUGAUACAAAUUAAAACUCCAAAUGGCGAAUAAAAUCAGAAUUUUUGGCUUGUUGCUAUAUAAAAACCUGAAAGUGAGAAUCAGGCAUUGGAAAUCAGCAAUAUUUUUACAAUGUUUGGUACCGAUUGCCUUGUUUGUAUUAAUACAAGCUGUAAGGGAUUUUAGUGUACAUCCACCUCGUGUAAUUAAUGAAAGUACCUACUAUCCUAUAGAAACAAAAGAUGAAUUAACAGACAUAAGCACAUAUAUGACAGAAAUCUAUUAUGUGCCACAAAAUGAAUAUACAGAAAGAAUUGUCGAGGAUAUUCGAAUGUGUUUGAUGUUAGAUCAUAAAAAGAUAUCAGGGUUUCCAUCUGAAGAAGAAAUGAUAAAAAAGUACACAAUUGCAGAAGCGGAAUCUGAAAAUAUUAAGGUGUUAGGUCUCGUGUUUGAACAAUAUAAUACAAGCGAUAUAAGAUAUAAAAUCAGGCAUGCCAUAGAUAUACCAAGUAUAUUAUUUGAACAUGUAUUGUCUCAAUCAUCGUACAGUACACACACUUUAUAUAUGAUUGCUGCAGAAUUUGUACAAUUACAAGUAUGUGCUGACGAAUCGCUUAUUCAGCAUACAGCUCCUGAUAUAAAGCCUGAUAUAAAGAUAUCUGCACAAAGAAUGCCGUAUCCACCUUAUAUUAAAAUAGAUGAAGCUGAUGUAAUACUAAGACUGGUGAUAUGUAUGUUUGCAGUUAUAGCUUUUCUUACUCCACUUUGUGUAGAAACAAGUUACGCAACAAAAGAAAAACAUAUUGGAGUGAAUGUUUUAAUGGCAAUGAAUGGAGUAAAACAAUAUCAAAAUCUACUUAGCUGGUUAAUUACGAGCAUAUUGUUUAGUAUUUUUUAUAUUAUACCAAUAAUUGUAUUGUUUAAGAAUACAUUCUCCAAAAAUGUUGUAUCAUACUUGUAUUACAGUAAUACUUUUAUAUUUUGGUUCAUACUUACAAUGCACGUGGCUCAUCUAAUAUCAUUUGGUAUGCAUAUUGCAGCAUAUUUUUCUAAACCACGUUUUGUAACAAUAACAUUAGCAGUUAUUUACACUGGAUCUUUUUCACUCCAUGGGAGUUUAAUAAAUCAACAAGUAUUUUCUAUAACACCAACCUUGGGUAUACUGUUUCCUAAUAUAUUAUUAUACAGAUUUCUGGAAGAGGUGAAUUCAUAUGAAACUCAGUUGACUGGAAUUCAAUGGUCAAAUAUGUUCUUGGUUGGAAAUGCACAAUAUAAUUCUACUGGAAGUGUUGGAGUUAUAUUAAUUUAUUCAUUACUAGGGUUGUUGUUACAUUUCACACUUGCAAUAUAUAUUAAUGCUGUACUGCCAGGGAAGUAUGGAGUACGCAAGGAACCAUUUUAUUUUUUGAAGUAUAUAAAAAAGAACAAAGUGAACCUUCAUGAAGAUAUUGAUAAUUUUGAUUACGAAAAUAUAGAUAAUGAAAAUUUUGAACCAGUAACAAAGGGUGUGCUUACUCCUGGAAUUCAGAUUCGCAAUCUUAAAAAAACUUAUAGGACUGGUUGCCUAAGAAAGACGACAGUCCAAGCUCUAAAAGGAAUUUCAAUAGAUUUGUAUAAAGGACAAAUAACGGCUUUGUUAGGCCACAAUGGAGCAGGAAAGACUACACUCAUGUCUAUUAUAACAGGUGUAAUAAGUGCAACAGAAGGGAAAGUGUUUAUAAAUGGUAAAGAUAUUACAACCCAUUUAGAAACCAUUAGAAACGAUUUGGGUUUAUGCCCUCAGGAAAAUUUAAUGUUUCCAGAUUUGAAUGUGUACGAACAGUUAGAAUUCUUUGCUUUAUUGAAAGGUUUUAACAAACCGAGGAAACAGAUCAAACAAGAUAUUGCAGUUUUACUUGACAAAUUAAAAUUAAAUGAAAAAAGAAAUGCUCUACCAAAUACAUUAUCUGGUGGCCAAAAGAGAAGACUGUGCCUUGGAAUGGCCCUUGUUGGCGAUGCUAGUACUGUAAUCAUGGAUGAACCAACAUCAGGAAUGGAUCCCGAAACUAGGAGAGAUAUAUGGAACAUUAUAUUAAAAGUAAGAGGAAAGAAAACAAUCUUGAUCAGUACUCACAAUAUGGAGGAGGCCGACAUUCUGGGAGAUAGAAUUGCGAUUGUACAUGGAGGCAAAUUAAAAUGUUAUGGCACAUCACUAUUUCUAAAGAAGCAAUAUGGCUAUGGCCACAUGGAAGUUAUAUUAUCAACUAAAUCAUGGUGUAAUGCCGAUACAGUUAUAAGAAAAUUUGAUCCAAGAACGCAGCAAGUGAAUGUGGAUAGUGAGAAGAUUGUUUUAAGCGUACCAUCCACUGAAACUUUACCAGAAUCUUUGGAUAACGUGGAAAGUCAGAAAAAGAAUUUAGGUGUUACAGGAAUCAGUGUAUCGCUAAUUACUUUAGAAGAAGUAUUUCUGAAAGUCAUUAAAAAGGAAGAUAAUGGAAAAUAUUUAAAUGAAUCAUUUAGUCCGCCAUCACAACGGGUAGAUGGUUGGAAUUUAUGUGUGCAGACAAUUUUGGCACUUUACCAUAAAAAAUAUACGUAUACUGUAAAAAAUUUAAGUAACACUUUAUUCAUUUUGUUUCUCCCACUUAUAUCUGUUGUAUUAAUGGGUCUAAGUAAUAGUCCACCACGUGAAUCAACAAAUGAAUUUCCAGUAGGACUUAACAUGUAUAGAAGCCCCAAAGUGUUAUAUUCAAGUCCAAAUACUUCUAUGGGCAGGUAUUACAAGAGUGCAGUCGAAAGUUUUGGUGGUACUGCAAUAGAAGUAGCAGAGAAUCUAAGUGUUACGCAUGCUUUAUUGGACCAGUCCAUUAAAAGUAUUUCGGAAUAUCGUAAUAGAUACAUUGUUUCUGCGGAAUUCAAUACUUCGGAUGGUGCAUUGUAUGCUAAUGGUUUUUAUUCUGGUAUUGCGCUUCAUAGCUUACCGAUAACAGUGAAUCUUUUAUCAAAUGCAUUCAUCAAAAGUGUUGCUGGUGAAGAAUACUCCAUCCAUGUAUCGAACCAAAAAUUUCCAAGUAGCCUUUCUGCGACAAAAUUAGACAUGCCAGAAACACAAUCAUUAAGUCAAGUCUUGAUGUUUUGUUGCUUUUUCUUUCCCACUGUGGCCCUUUUUGUUAUCCACCCUUUUCAAGAAACAGAGACCAAAAUGAAACAGUUGCAAAGAAUGACAGGUGUUUCAUCUAUAUCGUAUUGGCUCACUAUAUUCACAUUUGAUUUACUAGUUUACAUAGUAUCUGUACUUAUUAUCAUGUUUGGAUAUUACAUUAUUGAUAUUAUUCUGGAUACUCGAGUGUACUACAAGAUAGAGAUGUUAACGAUAUUGUUGAUACUACUUCUCUUUGGCAUCAACUCUUUAUUUGUAAGUUACAUCUUUAGCUUUUUAAAUUUAUCAAGACAUAGCGUUGUGAGUAUGUUGAGUCUUGUGCCCAUCGGGUUUGUCUUUUUGCAAUACCUUUUGCACCAAGUGAUUCACAGUUUCACUAAUUUAAGAGUUUUACACAUGAUUCAAAAAAGAUUAUUCCGUUUGGUACCGCAUGUGAGUCUAUUUCAUGGUCAAUUAUCAUUUUACAAUGUCGCUGUACAAAAUGCAAGAUGUCGACGACUGCCAAAUCGUUUGUUGACGGUCGUAUGUCCUAGGCUAGAGGAUAUUUGUUGCGGAUUGGAAUGCGAUGAUGGUGAUUGUAAAAAUCAGCUUUCCUAUUUUCACACCGAAGACACCGAUAUGAACUUAACCGAAUGUAUAAUAUAUCUAUCAGUAACACCUUUGAUAUAUUUUUCCCUGCUUAUUAUGUUGGAAGAGGGAGUGUUCAAAAAAUUUUAUAUCAAGAUGUUUGGUAAACAUUUAAGGAACGCAGUUGAUAUAAAAGACGAUGAAGUGGAGAAAGAGAAACGCGCCGUUGCAUUGGAGAUAAGGAAAUUGAAAAUGCACGAUCUAACCAACAGAAUAGAAAAUGAUACCAAGGCAGUGCCUAAUGCCGAUUCUAACUGUUUGGAAAGUCUAGAGAACAACAAUGAUAGCCUCUUUUUAGUGUACGAGCUGAGCAAAUAUUACGGAAACUUAAUGGCGGUGAGAGAAAUAAAUUUCCGUGUGAAACAGCGAGAAUGCUUUGGAUUGCUCGGUGUAAACGGCGCUGGAAAGAGUACCACAUUUAGAAUGUUGACUGGUGAAGAAAUGCCAAACAGCGGCACCAUGUAUUUAGGAAAGUCCGAUAUUCUCACGGAUCGAAGAAAUUAUUUGGCUCAAAUGGGAUAUUGUCCACAAACCGACGCCAUGCUUGGAUCGUUGAACUCUUUUGAUCAUCUUCGACUGUUUGCCUUACUUCGUGGAAUACCCAAAUCAAAAGUUGAUCUAGAAGUGAAUAAAUGGAUCAAUCGACUAAGUAAACUUCAUUUAGUUGUUUCGAAGAAUCGUUGGAUGAACUUCUCUAAUAUUUGCAUUAUUUCAGAUCUAAACGCGUGCAUGUCACAGCCAAGCAGUACUUACAGUGGUGGUAACAAAAGGCGCUUGAAUAUCGCAAUGGCAUUAAUAGGAAAUCCAACCCUUGUUCUACUGGAUGAACCAACGACUGGCGUUGAUCCUGCUGCCAGGAGGUCUUUGUGGAAUAUACUUCAGUCCUGUCAGGCAUUGGGACAAGCUAUUAUACUUACUUCGCACAGCAUGGAGGAAUGUGAAGCUUUGUGCAACAGACUAGUCAUUAUGGUGAAAGGUCAAUUGGUUUGCAUCGGAGCUAGCCAGGAAUUGAAGCAACGUUUCGGUGCCGGCUAUGAUAUUCACAUCAAAUUAAACCCAAGCCGAUCGGACAGUGAUCUUAGUAUUAUUAAGAACGUUAUGGAGUCUUCUUUAACGUGCGAAAUCAGGGAUGAGAAUUUGGGCCUUCUCGCGUACCAUGUGAACGAUGCUGCGACAACGUGGGAGAAAAUGUACAGAACAAUGGAUGAGUUGAAAAUACGAGUCAAUUGCAUCGAGGAUUACGCCGUCUUAUCGGCUACAUUAGAGCAGCUAUUUAUUCAAUUCGCCAGAGGAACUGAGCAGUCAAACAGGGACCUUACAAAUGGCGAUGUGUAAUAAACAGGCGUUCAAAUAACGUAACAAUAGUUCUAUCUCGAGAUAUUAUUAUCAACUUAAAAUUUGCAGCUUAAAUUCAAUUUUUAGGUGUUUAAAUACCGUAACAAUCAGCCUAUUUCGAAAUAUUAUAAUAUAUAUUAUAAUAUUACGAUCCUUUCAAAAUGUCUUUCUUGUCUGUAUUAAUAUACACACAUUUCAUUGGGCACUAUGUUUAAUAGUAUUAUAUAUGAGAUUAUAAUGCAAAAGAUGUGUACACGCGCGUAUUUAAAAAAAUAUAUAUAUUCAUUACUAACUAAUAAUAAUAAUAUAUGAAACAAUAUCUGUAUAUAAUUGUUAUUAGCGUAUGGAGAUUGAGAUUGCACUCAUUGCGAAAGGGCGGGCGGGGGGGGGGGGGAAGGUACAAUCAAAUGAACAACGCGUACUUUGUAUAAAUAAAAAAGUUACAUAAACGAUAUAUUCUUAUGUACAUAAAUCCGCCAUUAAAUACAAUUAUUGUAAUGGAACAGAA